Messenger RNA from Olea europaea var. sylvestris, 1391 nucleotides. RefSeq names its product putative BPI/LBP family protein At1g04970. Bases 258 to 1169 code for a protein of 303 amino acids. Gene Ontology annotation, molecular function: lipid binding. The transcript is spliced from 3 exons. The record is from RefSeq and is a predicted model, not a curated record. Lineage: Eukaryota; Viridiplantae; Streptophyta; Magnoliopsida; Lamiales; Oleaceae.
GGCAAGCUUUUUGUAAAUUGGCGUUUUGACUAGGCCAAUUUGGAAGUUCCCCAUAUCCCCCACGGUGAUGAUCCUGCCAACGGCGAAUGAUUCAAUUAAUCAUUUCCCUCACGUUUGCUUUCAUUUUUACAAGAAAAUCCAAGAAUUAAUUAUCCAUCCCGAUUCCCAGUUUCUGUCUCAAUUAAUAUCAUAUUUUACUACUUCAAUCUAAUUAUCCAAUUUGUAUCUGGGGUUGUUCUUCUGUCCUCAUAUUUUUCAUGGCUUAUGGAAAUAUCUUUCUUCGCUUACUGUUUUUGUUAAUUUUUUUCCAUGCCCUUGUUCAAUCUGAUGAAGAAGGGCACAUCAAGGUAGAUAUAUCCAACAAGGGUCUCGAUUUUCUCAAGGACAUGUUAAUAGAAGAAGCAGAGUCUUCAUUCGUUCCACUCGAGCUGCCCGAGAUUGAAAAGUCUGUGAAAAUCCCAGUUGUAGGUAAAGUCAAGAUUGUUCUUUCGAAUAUUACCAUUCAAAGAGUCCAUGUAAUUAACUCUACUGUGAAAACUGGAGAUACUGGAAUUGUUAUAUCUGUUUAUGGCGGCUCUGCGAAUUUGAGUAUGAAUUGGAAGUACUCAUACAGCACUUGGUUACUUCCCAUUACUAUUUCGGAUGAAGGAAGUGCCACAGUUGAGGUUGAAGUUAUGGAAAUUGGGCUGACCCUUAGCCUGAAGACUCUACAAGGAUCUCUUAAGCUGUCUGUUUUGGAAUGUGGAUGUUAUGUCAAAGCUAUCUCUAUAGAUUUGGAUGGAGGAGCAUCAUGGCUAUACCAAGGGGUGGUUCGUGCUUUUGAGGGUAAAAUUAGUUCUGCUGUUGAAGAUGCUAUGUCUAAAAAAAUAAAAGAUGGAAUUGUAAAUCUUGCAUCCUUAUUGGAAUCUCUUCCUAAAGAAGUGCCAAUAACUGAUAUUGCUGCUUUGAAUGUUACAUUUAUUGGUGACCCGGCAUUGACAGAAACAGAGUUGGACCUUGAAAUCAAUGGGUUAUUUUCUGCUAAAAAUGAUGAUGUGGUUUCCAACCACUACCAUAGGAUGUUAGGAGCUUCAUCUUCCUGCAAUACAGAGGACAGAAUGGUCAGGAUCUCAUUGCAUGAAGAUGUUCUUAAGUCAGCAUCAUCAGUUUACUUUGAAGUAAGCUCUUAAUUUCUAUACUCUGUCACUUGAAGAUGGAACGUAUAGACCAUAUUCUUGAAAAUGAUUAGGAAAGUUAGACAAUUGUUUAUAUUAGCAAUGCUAAGUCUUACGGGAAGACCUGCCAUAAAUAAUUUUAAAAAAUAAAAUUGAAAAUAGCAUUUUCUGUGCUGAUCUGGUUAGUUUUUCCAGCAGUAGGUUAAAUGAUUGAAAUGGUUCGGAUAAAGCAAGCAA